Messenger RNA from Acanthosepion pharaonis, 576 nucleotides. The record is from the annotation of a GenBank genome assembly. Lineage: Eukaryota; Metazoa; Mollusca; Cephalopoda; Sepiida; Sepiidae.
AUGAUGCCUUUUUCAUCUCUUUUCGAUUCUUUCUCUACCAAUUUUCAGUCUUUUUUCUUUCUUCUUCAUUUCACUUUCUUCUUCUUCUUUGUUGUAGUAGUUGUAACCUUUGUUGCUCAUUCUCUCUUUACCUAUCUAUUUUUUUAUUUUUUUGUCCACACUUUUUUUUUAUCUUUAAUAUCAUUAUUUUUUCCUCUUCCCUUUCAGCAUGAUGAAAAGAAAAAUAAUUUUAGUUGCAGAAAUGCACAAAUCAUUAUUAAAUUUUCACUUUCUCUAAAUAAUCAUCUUCCACUCCUUUUUUCCUUUUUCAUUUCAUUUUCUAUAUUCUUUUCAUCUUUUUUCAUUUCUUUCUCUUUUACUUUUUCUCUUUUGUUUCCACUUUCAUUUUCUCUUUUCUUUUCAUUUUUUUUACUUUCAUUUGCUUUUUUCUCUUUUCUCUUCUCUUUUUCUUUAAAAACUUUUUUCUUUCAUUUUUCUUUUGUUUUGUUUUUCCUUUUUUUAUUCUUUCAUUUCUUCUUUUCAUUCUCUUUUUCCCAGUUUUUUUUCUUUCAUUUCUUUUUUGUCUUCUCUUUAUAG